AUGGCCUCAACGGAAAACUGCGCCGCCGUCGCCGCCGCAGCUAACGCCCCUCGCCGCCACAAGAAGGUCGUCGUCAUAAUGGGCCCCACCGGCUGCGGCAAGUCCAAGCUCUCCGUCGACCUCGCCUCCCGCUUCUUCCCCUCCUCCGAGAUCAUCAACUCCGACAAGAUCCAAAUCUACUCCGGCCUCGACGUCACCAGCAACAAGAUCCCCCCGCCGGAGCGACGCGGCGUCCCCCACCACCUCCUCGGCGACUGCAGCCCCGCCGACGAGUUCGACGCGGCCGACUUCCGCGCCGCCGCCUCCUCCGCCAUCUCCCAGAUCUCCUCCCGCCGGAAUCUCCCCUUCGUCGUCGGCGGCUCCAACUCCUUCGUCUACGCCCUCCUCGCCCGCCGCUUCUCGCCGGACGCCGUCGCCGCCCUCUCCGGAGACGCCGGCACGGCGGCCCUCUGCCGGGAGCUCCGGUACAGCUGCUGCUUCAUAUGGGUAGACGUCUCGCCGGCGGUGCUGAACGAGUACCUCGGGAAGAGGGUCGACGAGAUGAUGGAGGCGGGGAUGCUGGAGGAGCUGGCCGAGUACUUCGCGGGCCCGGAAUCGGGCCGUGGCGGGCUGGAGAAGACGAUCGGCGUGCCGGAGUUCGCGAGCUACUUCGAGCGGUACGGCGGCGACUGGAGGGUCGACGGCGGCGGCGGCGGCGACCCGGAGAAAAGGAGGGCGUACGAGGAGGCGGUGAGGGCGGUGAAGGAGAACACGUGCCAGCUGGCGAAGAGGCAGCUGGGGAAGAUACUCCGGCUGAGGGACGCGGCCGGGUGGGAGCUGAAGAGGGUAGACGCCACGGCGGCGAUUAGGGCGUCGAUGGAGGGCGCGGGGCGGAGGAGAGUGGCGGACGCCUGGGAGAAGGACGUGGUGGACCCCAGCGUGAAGGCGGUGAAAAGGUUCUUGAUGAUGGAUUAA
Messenger RNA from Striga asiatica, 954 nucleotides. Lineage: Eukaryota; Viridiplantae; Streptophyta; Magnoliopsida; Lamiales; Orobanchaceae. The record is from the annotation of a GenBank genome assembly.